Xenopus laevis (African clawed frog) is the source of this 2037-nucleotide messenger RNA. RefSeq lists its product as uncharacterized. Lineage: Eukaryota; Metazoa; Chordata; Amphibia; Anura; Pipidae. Bases 54 to 1889 code for a protein of 611 amino acids. The record is from RefSeq and is a predicted model, not a curated record. The transcript is spliced from 11 exons.
AGUAGAAACACAACCAGUCUCUGUUCUCAACCACCAUCGGAAAGAAAAGAAUCAUGAAGUCUUUCCAGUUGAUCAGAGCUCUGCUCCUACUGAGCUUGGCCCGUGGGAAACCAGUCGUGGUCAGAAAGCGCAUGGUGGGAGGGCAGGAGGCCAUUAAAGGGCACAAUCCCUGGCAAGCCAUUGUGUGGAUUCCUGGCCAAUACUACUGCGGUGGAUCUCUCAUCAGUAGCAACUUCGUUCUGACUGCGGCUCAUUGUUUAGAAGUCCUUGAUGUCUCCUCUGUUAUUGUGAUCCUUGGGGCCUACAAAAUAACUGGAAACCCCAAGGAGGAAAUUUCUGUUCCCGUGAAACGGAUCGUUGUGCACCCUAGUUACAAUCAGUCGGAUAAUUCUGCAGACAUUGCCCUUAUAGAGCUCACACAGAACGUGCUCUAUACACAGAACAUCCGGCCAGUGUGUCUGCCUUCAGCUUCCGCUGUAUUUGCCCCUGGUCAAAGCUGUGUUGUAACCGGAUGGGGAUAUCUUGAGCUUAAUAGAACCAAACCAAAGCCUGUUAUUCUACAGGAGGCGGAGGUGCGUUUGAUAAGCACAGAGCAGUGCAGGAAUUACUAUGAGAGAAAGGGAGUUGGGCCUCUCGUUGCGGAUGGCUUGAUCUGUGCCAUGGAUAUCCUAGGAAGAAGUGGACCCUGCCUGGGUGACAGUGGGGGGCCACUGGUUUGCUACAAGGGCGAGCGGAGGUUCUUGGUUGGAGUGGUGACUUUUGCAUCUGGUUGUGGCGGUGAACCCCCUUCAGUGUAUACUAGUGUGUCUAUCUACAUAGACUGGAUUGAGAAAUAUGUGGAUUCUACUGAAGACUACUGUUACAGAGUCAGGGGUCAGUCCUGUGCUGGGAAGAGAAGAAUAAACAUGAUUCCUCUACUACAAGCUCUUCUGCUGUUCAACCUGGGUCUCCUUGGGAUUAAUGGAGCUACAGAAUGUGGAAUACCGUUGGUCUCCAGGCGCAUUAUGGGGGGACAGGAUUCACAGGAAGGACGAUGGCCCUGGCAAGUCAGCUUGAGGAGGAAUGGAAAACACUUCUGCGGUGGAACUCUUAUUUCCAACCUGUGGGUCGUCUCUGCUGCUCACUGCUUCCCUAAUCCUAGCAUUGCAAGUUCUGUCACUGUGUUUCUUGGGUCCUACAAGAUAGGCCAGCCAGAUGGCAAUGAGGUUCCCAUUGCAGUUAAGAGAGUAUAUAAUAAUUCCACUUACCAUAAUGAAGGAGACAGUGGGGACAUCAGCCUUAUAGAACUUGUGAAGGAGGUCACCUACACUAACUACAUCCUCCCAGUUUGUCUACCUGAUUCUACUGUGACUUUCCCCAGAGGCCUAAAAUGCUGGGUGACCGGCUGGGGAAAUAUCAAGUAUGGAUCCAGUCUACCAAGCCCAAAGACCCUGCAGGAAGUAGCUGUGCCUCUGAUUAAUGCAACCGAGUGUGAUGGUUAUUAUCAAACCCCAACAUCUGCUGGAACAAGUACCCUAAGGGUUCGCAAUGACAUGAUAUGUGCAGGGUACCUCAAUGGCGGCAAAGACUCCUGCCAGGGAGACUCUGGGGGACCUUUGGUUUGUUCUACAGGUUACCAAUGGUUCUUGGCCGGUGUGGUGAGUUUUGGUGAGGGCUGUGGGGAGCCGUACCGCCCAGGCGUAUGUACUCUCCUGACUGCGUAUAGUGAAUGGAUAGUGUCAAACGUUCAUAAUGCCUCUGUGAAUGUGAAGUCUGCAACAUUUUCAGGACCUAUUAUUUCUCUUGAUAACACAGCUACACCUACCAGUUCUAUUGAUAACGCAGCUCCAUCCAUCAUUAGCUCCAUUCUACAUGUCAUUUGGAUGACUGUUCUGCUAUUUUGCCUAUGAUGUCCUUCCAAGUGUAUCGUAGAUUAACAUUUUGGCAAAUGGAAGAAUGAGAAACCAGGUUGGUAGAAACACACAGGAUGAAGCUGAUAUUGUCCUUCACCAACCAUUAAUGAUAAUGUUAAUGUAUGAAUAAAUAGCUUAGAAUGCC